Bursaphelenchus okinawaensis is the source of this 267-nucleotide messenger RNA. The record is from the annotation of a GenBank genome assembly. NCBI's taxonomy places the organism in Eukaryota, Metazoa, Nematoda, Chromadorea, Rhabditida, Aphelenchoididae.
AUGAAAACUGCCGUCUUCGGCGGAGCAUCGGACGGCGGAGCCAACGACCCUCAACACAGUAUAGCUCCAUCGCUUACCUUUACCCCGCCCGCGGCGUUAAGCGCCGGCAACUCGCUACAUCCGAGGCGAUCCGCCGCUUCGGGCGGUUUACCAGGCUCAGCCAGACAAAAUCGUCGAACGUCGCGAAUUCAGAAUGUGGGUAGUGUUUUGGAUCAGGUAAUUCGUUUUGUGGUUGUGUUUGAAGUCUGGUUCGUCUUAUUUGGUUAA